AUGGCCCCCGAUUCAGCCCACCACGGUGACCCAGACGACCAGACAGACCUCACCAGCAACCAGACAAGCACGCCUUCAAAGACACUGCCACUCAUGUCCGACUCGAUUCAUGAACCCUCUCAGAUCGACGACAAGGCCUCGCCCGCCUCUGCCUCGUCCAACAAGGACCAUAACGACUCGGCGACCAAGAAAGCAAAUGCAAAAGAUCCCUCGAGGCCACGGAGGAAAAAGGCACGAAGAGCGUGCUAUGCCUGCCAGCGCGCACAUCUGACAUGCGGUGACGAACGGCCAUGUCUUCGCUGCAUCAAGCGUGGCUUGCAAGACCACUGCCACGAUGGAGUCCGAAAGAAGGCCAAAUACCUACACGACGCUCCCAACGAAGCCUUGAUCCCGCACGCCUUCAACCAGAAUCAGAACCAGAUGAACCAGUCUACUCCUGCUACUGAGCCCACUCCCGCAGCUCAGUCUUCGUCAUCAUACUAUCAGACUCCUGUUGGUGCCCAAGCCUUUGCGAACUUCGGCCAUACUCCUUCUGUGGCUCCCAUCCACUCUCCCUCGACCACUGAAUCCCCCAUGGUUCACUCUAAUCCAUAUGUUCCUCAGCAGAACAUGGUUACCCAGCCUUUUCCAUCAACUGCUUCUCAACAGAUGCCUCCUCCUCAAGACCCCAUCUCAUCUAUCGCCCAUAGUUCUGGAGACCCAAAGCCUGGCCAACCGUUUACUGCUCCCUUCUUUGAUCCUGCCGACCCUUCACUCUUCAAUUUCGACAUCUCAAGCCUAAACUUUGGUAAUCAUUAUGGUGCUUUAGAAUUCGGCAUGCUUGGACAUAUGAGUUCUGGUGCCGUCGAGACGCCUGAUACCGAGAACAACAAUCUAAUGAAUUCGAUACCUUAUGACCCGGCCAACUCGAACUACUCAGCCACCUUUCCCUACAGCAAUACAGGCUUCACCGACUGGCAACGCAACACCGAUGGCACCAGGCAAAACAGCUCUGGCCAGGUCUUCUCCAUAACAGGAGACAGCAGUUUUGACGGCCAAAUGAAUUUCCCCAACGCUUUUGCUAUCGGCGAGAAUGGCUCUAUGUCUGGAGCAAGCCCCAGCGCCGCAAACAUGAUGGACUUUGGCACAGGAUAUAACUCGAGUCCUGUCGCUUCGGCGCAACACAUGCUGCACAAUCCAAGUCAAGAUUACAGUCGCCAUCAAUCUCGACCACAGAUCAGAAACAGUCUCUCAACCAACGAUAUACAUCAAAUACGGCCGAAUCAACAUAGACGACGACGAGAUCCUUCUGAUAUAUACACAUCAGUGACCGCGCCAUACUCAUACACUACUGGUUUCCACGCCUUGACUGCUUGCCUCCAAAGACUAUACUCGCCACAAAAGACCGCGCGAAUCGCCAGAGCGCUGGCAGCCAUUCGACCAUCGUUCAUAUCUUGCACAAAACAAUUGAACGUUGACGAUCUAAUAUUCAUGGAGAAGUGUUUCCAGAGGACCUUGUUCGAAUACGAUGACUUCCUGACAGCUUACGGAACGCCGACACUCAUCCUGCGUCGCACUGGUGAGGUCGCUGCUGUCAGUAAGGAGUUCUCGCUACUGACCGGAUGGUCAAGAGACGUUCUGCUCGGCAAGGAAGCAAACUUAAAUAUCAACAUCGGGAAUGCAUCAGGCCGCCAGACUGGCACCAGCACAAGAGGUACUGCUACACCUCGUGCCCAAAGCAGUGCAGACACAGCUGGCCGACUACAGCCAGUCCUCCUUCCUGAGCUCAUGGAAGACGAUAAUGUCAUCGACUUCUACGAAGACUUUGCAAAGCUUGCCUUUGGAGACUCACGAGGUGUCAUGAUGAAACCUUGCAAGCUAUUGAAGUACAAGACCAAGGAAGACCCCGGCUGGAGUGCAGACCUGCUGGCUGAGCGAGAUAACAGACACAGUAGCGGCAAACCCGUCGGCCCACUCAUCAGUGGCGAAUCAGGAAUGAAUUCGCUCGGCGAUCGGGACGGCAAAGUGUCCUGCAUGUUCUGUUGGGUGGUCAAGCGAGACGUCUUUGACAUUCCCAUGAUGAUUGUUAUGAAUGUAAGUCUUCGUAUCCUACAAUCAUAUGUGGUCAGCAAUAUACUAACCCCAAAGCAGUUCCUACCGAUUAUCUAG
Aureobasidium vineae is the source of this 2148-nucleotide messenger RNA. NCBI's taxonomy places the organism in Eukaryota, Fungi, Ascomycota, Dothideomycetes, Dothideales, Saccotheciaceae. The record is from the annotation of a GenBank genome assembly.